This is a messenger RNA of Microsporum canis CBS 113480, 324 nucleotides long. RefSeq lists its product as uncharacterized. Gene Ontology annotation, biological process: vacuolar proton-transporting V-type ATPase complex assembly. The record is from RefSeq and is a predicted model, not a curated record. Gene Ontology annotation, cellular component: endoplasmic reticulum membrane. The transcript has 3 exons. The coding region runs from base 1 to 324 and encodes 107 amino acids. Lineage: Eukaryota; Fungi; Ascomycota; Eurotiomycetes; Onygenales; Arthrodermataceae.
AUGGCCACCCGUCGCGGGGCGUCGAAGGAGACACAGCCCGAGAUAUCAAGCCCCAGACCUUCGCAGCCAACUGGUCCAGAAUUCAGACAACUUCCGGGUGGAGUCCUAUGGAAGUUCAUUCUGUACUCUGUCCUGGUCGUCUGCUGCCCUCUCGGAACAUACUAUGGGACCUUAAAUAGGGUGUUUGAGGGGAAUAGCACGUAUGCCGGCGCCGCAGCGGCUGGAGCAGCCAACAUAGUCCUCAUCGUGUACAUCAUUUUCGCCAUCCGGGAAGACAACGAGAUCGAGAAGAAGGCAGAAGAGGAGUUUAAGAAGAAUAGAUAA